This is a messenger RNA of Caenorhabditis bovis, 1632 nucleotides long. The record is from the annotation of a GenBank genome assembly. Lineage: Eukaryota; Metazoa; Nematoda; Chromadorea; Rhabditida; Rhabditidae.
AUGACUUAUGCCGAAUCCCGACCGACGGCUUAUUCGUCGGCAUCAUAUACUAUUGCGCCACCGCCGCGUACGCCCGUCGGGCCGAGUAUGGACAUGAACCGCAAGAGCAAGAAAGGACUUGAUUAUUGGAAUAAAGCGGAAGACGAACAAUCAGGAAUUACAUAUUAUUAUAGCCGACAUGACAUGCAAUUGCCGAAUCGAAUGCGUACGCGACCGCAGCCUACCAGCAGUAGGCCGCCGUACAUAAACGGUGCUGGUCCCGCGCGAUUCCCAACGCUUCCGACGCAGGCGUUAUCGUCUAUUCUUGCUCCCACUCCCACCAAACCGAUCGAUGUUCUUAGCCCAACUCCGCCUGUGGGUCUUUAUAAGAAUAUGCCAGCAAUGCCGCGAGCAAAAUUAGCUAAAAUUGGAGGAAAUAACAAUAAUAACGCUGCUUCGCCUCGUAAGAAAACGGAAGCGAACGUAGUUUGGGGAGGGUCGAAAAAGGAGAAAUGGGAUGAAGACGGCAUUGCGGGACCUUCGACUGCGUUAGCAUGUUCCGAGAAGAAACCAUCAUCAGGUCGUCGGAAACCUAGAUGGAGUCGUUGUAUGCAGACAUUGUUCUGCUGUGUAGCGCCUCCAAGGGAAAUUGAAAAGAUACAAUCAAACAAUUCGCGAUCGACGAACAAUAAUAACAACAGCAAUGAAAGUACCAGUGGACUGAGCAAUGGUACAUCGACACCGACUUCGAAAGCAAGCCCUGCAAUUCAACUUAUCACACAGAUUAACAAAGACGGUAGUGUGACCGGAUUGCCUAACACGGCGUCAGUUCAAAAUGAAAAUGGUGAAAAUGGAAUCACCUAUGAUAAAUCGUUCACAGACUUGAAAAUGAGGGAACCUGAACGGGUACGACGAAAACGGUUGACAUUCCAAGAAGAAAUCGAGUAUAGGCAAAAUUAUCGCUUUUUGAUCGAGUGGCGGCCUGGACGCACUCCUUCAGCACUAGAAAUAAUCAAAUAUGAUUUGUUGAGCAAACUGGGAAAGAAUUCGAUUGGUGAAAAGCCACUUCUACCUCCUCUCCGUGCAUCAGACUUAAAGAAAAAGUGUCUUGUUAUCGAUCUCGAUGAGACUCUUGUACAUUCGUCUUUUAAGCCUGUGAAAAAUCCAGAUUUUGUAAUUCCGGUUGAAAUUGACGGAGUUGAGCAUCAGGUUUAUGUUCUCAAAAGGCCAUACGUGGACGAAUUCUUGGCAAGAGUUGGAGAUCUUUUUGAAUGUGUUCUGUUCACAGCUUCAUUGGCAAAGUAUGCUGAUCCGGUCGCUGAUCUUCUCGACAAGAAACGUGUUUUUCGCGGUAGGCUUUUCCGCGAGGCAUGUGUAUUCCACAAAGGGAAUUAUGUUAAAGACCUGAGCCGUCUUGGAAGAGAUCUAAAUCAUACGCUCAUUAUUGACAACUCUCCGUCAAGCUAUGCGUUUCAUCCUGAAAAUGCAGUACCAGUGAACACAUGGUUUGAUGACCCGGCAGAUCGCGAGCUUCUCGAUAUCAUUCCAACACUUGAACAUAUCAACGAGUACGAAAGCGUGUACGAUAGUCUUACCACUAGCCGCCCAGAAGAUGGCCCACCGUCAGAUCCUCUACUUUUCAAUAGUCAUUAG